Talpa occidentalis (Iberian mole) is the source of this 777-nucleotide messenger RNA. RefSeq names its product uteroferrin-associated basic protein 2-like. Gene Ontology annotation, biological process: negative regulation of endopeptidase activity. Lineage: Eukaryota; Metazoa; Chordata; Mammalia; Eulipotyphla; Talpidae. Gene Ontology annotation, molecular function: serine-type endopeptidase inhibitor activity. The record is from RefSeq and is a predicted model, not a curated record. Bases 1 to 777 code for a protein of 258 amino acids. The transcript is spliced from 3 exons.
AUGAAAGUCAACCAUGAGGUAUUUACCCAAAAAUUACUGAAGACUCUGUUAGUUGAGAAUCCCAAAGAGAAUAUCAUCUUCUCCCCCAUGAGCAUCUCCACCUCCUUGGCCAUGAUCUCCGAGGGGGCCAGAUCCUGGACACUCGUCAACCUGCUGCACGUGCUAGGCUUUGACUUCAAGGAGCAUGAAGUGAGGGACGUGCACCACUUCUUCCUGGUCUUCGUCCAGAGGCUGCAGCAGCUGGAAAGGGAGGAUAUUCUGAGGCACAAGGACUUUCUCUUUAUCAACCACCACAGGAGGGUUAACCAGAGGUUCCUGGAGGAGAUUCAGAAGAUCUAUGAUGUGCAAGUAAAGAUGAUAGACUUUAGAGAUAAAGAAAGAGCCAGGAAGGAAAUGGACCAUGCUGUGGUUCAAAAAGUCCUGGACAGAUGCUAUGAGCUGAUUACCAUGCUGGAUCCUCAGACAUUCCUGUUGCUAAUAAACUACAUUUCCAUCAGAGGCAUUUGGCAAGUAGCUUUUGACACCAAACUCACUCACGAGGAGACCUUCUUCGUGGACAAGCACAAAAAAGUGCAGGUGGACAUGAUGAGGAAGACAGAACGAAUGAUGUACAGCCGAUGGGAUGAUCUGCACGCCACGAUGGUUGAACUGCCUUACACCCAGGACCUGUCCAUAGUGCUUGUGCUCCCAGAUGAAGGGCAUUUCCACUCUGUCCUAAGAAGGAUGGAUUUUAGAAGAGACAGGACUUAUUAUGCCAAGGACAUGAGGCACUGCUAG